CAUGAAUCGGGUGACCAUGUAGAGAAGUGUCAAGGAUGAAUAAUGCAGAAAACAAUAUAUAUACAUCGCAAUGAUGAUCUAAAGGCGGCCACAUCUUCCAGCUGAACUUAAUGCGAAUAAAAAACUUCUGGCCAUCUACCAUCCGUCAUUACUCACUCCCCAAGUUAUGUACAAUGUCAUGCGGAAAGCCAAACCAGAUCUGUCAAAAUUCAGUUUCUCAUGCUUGUGCCGUGCAACUGCCGUCGUUGAUAUCUCCAAAUACAGCGAUGGAGCUGAUGUCGAAAACCUCGUCCUGGAAGUUGAUCAAUGUGAGAGAGACAUUCGUGAUAGAGGCCAUUCCAGAUGUAUUGACAGGCCCAAACACAACUGUUUGACCCUGAUGGUUCGCAGCAGUUGCAGGGGCAUCUGGCAAUUCCGUGCAAUUAUUGCCGUCGUUGAUAUCGCCGAAAAUGCUAAUCGAAGAGAUGUCGAAGAUUUCGUCUUGAGCAUUGACGAGCGUGAGAGCUACGUUGGACAAUGGGACUUGGGGCAGAGUAAAGGGGCCAAAGAGCGUUCCCAAGCCAAGCAGGCGCGCUUCGAUAGGUUUGACCAGCGGCGAAGGAAUGGCGCUGGUCGCACUACUGUAGAGUAGUGGAAGGAUCA
Molecule: messenger RNA, 642 nt
Organism: Bipolaris sorokiniana ND90Pr
Lineage: Eukaryota; Fungi; Ascomycota; Dothideomycetes; Pleosporales; Pleosporaceae
Exons: 1
Coding region: 167-631 (154 amino acids)
Source: RefSeq, a predicted model, not a curated record